This is a messenger RNA of Xenopus laevis (African clawed frog), 1883 nucleotides long. It is a transcript of the gene edn1.L, whose product is annotated as endothelin 1 L homeolog. Gene Ontology annotation, biological process: vein smooth muscle contraction; intracellular calcium ion homeostasis; regulation of systemic arterial blood pressure by endothelin. NCBI's taxonomy places the organism in Eukaryota, Metazoa, Chordata, Amphibia, Anura, Pipidae. Gene Ontology annotation, cellular component: extracellular region. The transcript is spliced from 5 exons. The record is from RefSeq and is marked provisional. Bases 364 to 1029 code for a protein of 221 amino acids. Gene Ontology annotation, molecular function: hormone activity; endothelin B receptor binding; endothelin A receptor binding.
AUAGCACCAUAACAUUGUCUCGGAAUAAUAUCAAUUGAGGCUGUUUACAAAGUCCAUGGCGGUUGAAUAUAAGGGCAAGUUGGCCGCAGCAUGAUCACUUUGGCACUAUUGCUUCGGAGUAGCAGCUCCUGAUCGUCUCUCCAAGGACUUUGGAUUCUUCAUUAACUGCGUUUAUUUCUCACAGAUAUUUACUGGACACAUUUCUGCUGUCAUUCACUUUCUUUCUUAUUCGCCUCUAAAUAAAGGAGAAAUUAGAGAUCAAGACUGACCAUUUUGGGGGAUUGUUUUUUCUGCAUUUUUUACAAAUUGAAAUUAUUUUUAUUAUUUUUAUUAAGAAGAAGAAGAAACCUCUCCAGCUUCGUUAUGGACCUACAAAUGAUUUUUUCUCUGCUGGUGGUACUUGUGCAAGGAGUCAGUGCAACAGAGUCUCUCAGUGACAGCGCCACGCUCGCUAACCAGCCCCCUGCACCAACUGUACAGACGCACUCACAGCGCUCAUCUGGCGCCCCCUGGCGACCACGUAGGGUUAAACGUUGUUCCUGUUCUUCCUUAAUGGAUAAAGAGUGUGUCUACUUCUGCCACUUGGACAUCAUAUGGAUCAACACUCCUGAGAGAACAGUACCGUAUGGUCUUGGAGGGCCCCGCAUGAAACGGGCAUUGCAGGACACUGACCAAGAGAAACUCCUUGAGCCUGCAGGCAGGUGUGUGUGUGCCAAGCGUAAAGACAAGAAAUGUAUGGACUUCUGCCAAGCAACAGCAGAGCCCAGCGUUCAGCCAUCUGUUGCCAAAGACAGAAGACAAGUUCAGCAGGCCACAAAGUGCCUUGGCCUCAGGCUUGGACAGCAGUGCAUUCAAAAACAACAUCACAGAAACAAGGUGAUGAAAAGAUCAGAAAGCAUCAAGCAGUCCAUUAAGAAUUCCUUUACUUUUGCCAGCCUAAUGAAAAAGCACAGUGAGACAAGAGAAACCUCACAUCACUGGAUGCAUAAAAACUGGGGUGUAUGGAAACACAGAAAGACAACAUCAUAGUGACAACAUGAAAGCCAAGAACAUAUUAAAACGGCUUUUGAUGUAUGAAUGUUCUUUGAGAAGAGACCCAGUGUAUUCAGGAAAAUAAAGAGCUGGGAUGAUGGGAAUAAUGCAGUUCGACUUGGAAUGGAAUGGAAAAUGGAAACCGUUGCUUGUUGGGAUUGGAUAACAAUAUUACAGCCAAUGGUUUCUAGAAAGAAGACUUUGAACCUAAUGUUGGUUGACAUGUCAGAGAGCAUCACAUGCUACUUACAUGGACAGUGAAACACUGGAACUUACGAAAGUGCCUUAAUUCUGCACAAAAGACACUGCAAAUAGUGAUUCUGCCACUUUGGCAUUAGACAGAGGACCUUUUGCCAUUAAAAUAAAGACUUCUUUCUCAUGCCUAUGUCUACCUCAGUUUUAAAUCAUUCCAUCUGGACUUCACCUUAGCUUAACCUUUAAGACAUUUGCCUGUAACCUCUCUUUUUUAUAGUUCCCUGGAACUAAUCAGGCCUUACAUGUCCCGCUAAACUCCAGUUUGUCUAGUGGCUGGUUGGUGUUGUCACUACAAACUAAGUGGGCGUGAGGGAAAUUGGUAAUAAAGCAGAAGCUGGGUAAUUUUUAUGUAAGCGGUGAUCAAUGUUGGCAUCUGCACAUCUGAUUCAUCUGCUAUUCUUUGCCUAAUUAAAUUUAUUAUUUGGAUAUUUUUAAAUAAAUAUAUUUAUAUUAAUAUUUGUAAGAAGACUAUAUUUACUGUGUUAAAUAUACAUUGGAACAGGCCACAUUGGUCUAUGCAUGUAUGUUGUAUUUCUAUAUGAAAAAGAGCUUAAGCUCCAGUGGUAAAUAUGUUUAUUAAACAACUGUUUUUUUAA